This is a messenger RNA of Pisolithus orientalis, 1113 nucleotides long. RefSeq lists its product as uncharacterized. Lineage: Eukaryota; Fungi; Basidiomycota; Agaricomycetes; Boletales; Pisolithaceae. The transcript is spliced from 6 exons. The record is from RefSeq and is a predicted model, not a curated record. Bases 1 to 1113 code for a protein of 370 amino acids.
AUGGAUCAGUAUUGGCAACAAAUCCUAAGUGCUUGCACCAGAGAGGGGCAUCAGGUCACUCUGGAUCCCCAAAACAAUGAUGAUGACAGGGUCUGUGUAGACAUAGCAGUCAAGGUGGACUGGAUCAAGGCUGGGCUGUUGGUUCACAAAGCAUAUCCCAAGAGCAUUGCAAGUCUUCCCAUCAGAAAUCAACUCCUGUUCCAGAAUGUCCAGCACACUGUCAGCACACUGCCAAUCAAGUUCACUGAAGCAAUCAAGGAGUCCAGACUGACUAGAGACAUGAUUUCCACCUUGUUCAUUGAGCAGCAUUCUGCCUUGGGCAUGCUGAAUACCAACAUGCAGGCACCACACUUUGUGCAAGAAUAUAUGAUCUACAUGCCAGUAACUCUCCCACCACAAGUGCUGGUGAAGAUGUUGAAAAAGGGGCCUCAGGAAGCCCUCCAUGCAACCUUGGAACAGCAAACACUGGCUGCAAACAGUAGACUUGUAUUCACUCUCAAGUUGGGCUUGCUGCCAAAUGGAAAGGUGGCUCCUGAUGUCUAUCAGACAGGUAGAAAUUUCAUUUGUUGCAUUUCCCUGCCUUCACAGAAUGUACUGAAUAAAUUUGGUGAGGAUGAAGAGUUGCUCAUGUCAUAUGGUAUCAAGCUUCCAAAGGUGGGCACCAAUUCAGAUGUUGAAGAGUGCUGGGGGACACAAGGAGAAGAAGAGGAAAGGGAGGGUGUUCAACACCUGGGCAAGUUCAAGUCUGAUUAUCAGACUAUACAAAAGGAGAAGGCAGAGAAUGCAAAGGAAGAGAGGAGAGGAGCCAGGGAAGCCAGGGCUGUGGAGAAGGCAAGGAUCUUUGUAUCCCAUAUCUCAGCAUGCUCCAUUUGGCUGUCAACAAAGAAUUUCUCUGCCUUAACUAAUGUGACCAACCAUGUUGCCACUAAUCAUUCCAUCAUGAACAUGGAUCAGAUCCAGUUCAAUAGUGCCUUGUCAGAAACCAAUGUUGCUUCUGUUCUCCCCACAGAAAUCAGAGGACCACAAGACAUUGUCAAAAAACUUGUCAAUCAGUCAACACUGGGGUGUGCACUACAGUCAUGGAUGAUGAUGAUCUGGGCACUGGGCCUGUGA